This is a messenger RNA of Lolium perenne, 1749 nucleotides long. RefSeq names its product BTB/POZ and MATH domain-containing protein 1-like. Lineage: Eukaryota; Viridiplantae; Streptophyta; Magnoliopsida; Poales; Poaceae. Gene Ontology annotation, molecular function: protein binding. The record is from RefSeq and is a predicted model, not a curated record. Gene Ontology annotation, biological process: protein ubiquitination.
ACCUCCCGUGUUGGAAGCCCGCAAAGAACAGUGCUGUGCCCAAGGGUUCCGCUGCGAGGGGCGGCGCCACAAGUGCAGCCGACGAGCAGCAGCAGGGCAGAGGAGGCGGGCACACGGCGUACGCCGGAGGUUCCGGGACGGGUGCGGGGAGCUCGCAGGAGCGGUCGGCAGCGCCUCAGCACCAUUCGCCAGCAGACGAACCGCCGCCACUACCGGCAGCUGUCGAGCCAUGAGCAAGCGAGCCAAGAUGUCAGAGCCGGAUGCGAAGACCACCAUUCUGGGUUCUUCUGUCUUUCAGUUCAGAGUCGACUACGAGCAAAGUAAGCAGCUUCCCAUCGGGAAGGCCGUCCGCUCCGACGUUGUCUCGGCAGGGGGACACCUCUGGAGGGUUGAUUUUUUCCCGCGUGGCGAGACUGACGAAGACAAUGGCGAGUAUACUUCUAUCUUCCUCAGCCACAUGAGCAAAUCCUGUAGUGUCAAGGCCGUCUUCGAGGCUUUCAUGAUGGGUGGGAACAGCAAACUGUCUACGUCCUUGAACGCAGGAAGGACAUUGGAAACCUUCGAAAUCUUGGGAGAUAAAGACUUCGUUGACACCUGGGGAUGGACUCGUUUCAUCAAGAGGACUUCUGUUCAGGAAAAUUUCUUAACAGAGGGUCACAUCACACUUGUGUGCGCCGUCAUGGUCAUCGAUGACAAUCCUAUUCCUGUGCCGCCUUCAGACAUUGGGACCCAUAUUGGCCGCCUGCUAGAUGAGACUGACGGGACAGAUGUGGCAUUCAUCGUCGACGACAAGACAUUCCCUGCUCACCGAGCAGUGCUUGCUGCCCGCUCACCUGUCUUCAAAGCAGAGCUCUUCGGUUCCAUGGCCGAGGCUACAAUGUCGUCCAUCACGCUGCACGACAUCACACCUGCAACAUUUAAAACUAUGUUACGGUUCAUAUACACAGAUGAAUUGCCCGCAGAAGACGAGCAUCAGGACUCUUCCACUGAGAAGAUUCAGAAUCUACUCGCUGCAGCCGAUCGGUAUGCGCUUGACAGGCUGAAGUUUAUUUGUGCCCGGAAGCUAUGGGAUAAAGUGUCGGUAUAUACAGUUGCAACUAUCUUAGCUUGCGCUGAAACCUACAACUGCCAAGAGUUGAAAAAGAAGUGCAUGGACUUCUUUGUUCAGGAGGAAAAUUUCAAGGAGGCUAUUUUCACUGAUGGUUAUGCAUCGGUUCUAAAAUUCCCAUUGAUCGUUGCUGAGCUCAAAAGGAGGUUUAGGACAUAACAUGUGUAACUUCAGGCGUUCAAGCAUAGCUCUAGUAUGGUGUUUUGGUAUAUGGUUAGUAUUAUCUGACAUCUUGUCAAGCUGCAAGUCUCUAUUUGCUGAGUAGGGAGCCUGGGAGCUUGAUAAUGCAGAGAGUCUUGUUAAGUGUUGGGCUCAGUUGGUACCGAGUACUGAUGCCGAUAGCUGAGGUGACCCGAGCGUUCUGUCAGAUCUCGGAUGCAAAGUUAAGGAUGGCGUAGCAAAUUAGCAGCCCAUUUGUGUUUUUGUUUCUUUUCUUUUGGAUAUGCCAUGCCCUGAAGCUUCUUAAGAUGUUUACUUGAGCUAUGCUUGUGGAACUAUCUAGAUAUAUGUAGUCUAAAGUACUCCAAUUUGGUACUGUAUGAUCAUUCUAAUUUGGAGAGGAUGUCAGAGCUCAGGAGAUCUGAGUGCUUAAGUUGUCAUGACAAAGUUCUGGACUAUACCUAUUGCAUACUUCAGUGUUA